Messenger RNA from Kluyveromyces marxianus DMKU3-1042, 1080 nucleotides. RefSeq names its product protein mlo2 (gene mlo2). The transcript has a single exon. Gene Ontology annotation, cellular component: cytoplasm. NCBI's taxonomy places the organism in Eukaryota, Fungi, Ascomycota, Saccharomycetes, Saccharomycetales, Saccharomycetaceae. The record is from RefSeq and is a predicted model, not a curated record. Gene Ontology annotation, molecular function: ubiquitin protein ligase activity; zinc ion binding. Bases 1 to 1080 code for a protein of 359 amino acids.
AUGGCUGAAAUCAGUGUGAAGGAGUACGUGAAGAAGCAAGAGCAAUUAGAAGAUGAGGCUAACGAACUGAUGCCCUUUGAUCCAAGCUAUUGUACGUAUUCUAUGGGGCCCAUACGGCAGCCAGUUUACGCUUGUAGGACGUGCAGAAACAUUGGAGUGUGCUAUUCGUGUUCUAUACAGUGCCACACUAGCUGUGAUCUCGUGGAGCUUUUUGACAAGAGGGAUUUCAGUUGCGAUUGCGGUACGGACAGACAGUUUAAAGGAGGUGAGGAGUUCAGGCCCUGUAAUAUACGGAAGAACAGUGAGCCUGAUGUGGGUGAUAUGUCCAACAGGUAUGGGCAAAAUUUCCAGGGGUUGUUUUGCUCGUGCCACAAGGAGUAUGACCCUAAUACAACGGCGACUAUGUUACAAUGCGUCUUAGGACUGGAGUGCAACGAGGACUGGUACCACGACCACUGUAUUCUUGGGAUCGAAACAAACCCGGAUCCUGUUACGGAGGAUCGGGUGUUGCCUGGGUUUCCCGAGCUGGCUUCGUUUGAUGGUUUUAUCUCGUGGAAGUGCAUUGAUAAGUAUAGGUCCGUGUUCGAGCGUCUUUUAUCCCAUGAAGAUGCUGACAAGAUAGUAGCCCACAAGGUGUUCCGUAAAGACGCCAAAUGCUUGGAAACUGGUGAGAAUGAGAAGACGGAUAAGAAGAGAAGCUUGCGGGAUAUGGAGAAUUCCGGGACAUCGGACUCGUACUCGUUAUUCUUGAAAGAAGGUUUCAGAGAAGAGUUUAAGAAGUUAAGGGAUUCUCUUGAAAAGGACGACGUUUUAAAGGCUUUCCUCACAAACACGGCACCAUUUCUUUGUGAAGAGGAAAAAGUAUAUGAACCUCCAAAGGAGGAGGAACAAGGCUCUCUGGUUGAGUUAGGAGAAUCUGCCCUUGCCAAGAAUUUGUCCCAUCAACAGACGUUGGCAAGCUUACUGGCAUUUCAACAAAUUAAAACGAAACUUACAGACUUUUUAAGGCCCUUUGCCGAGAGUAACACCGUUGUCAGUGAAACUGACAUCAAGAACUUCUUUGAUAGUCAUAAAAAGUGA